UCAGAUCAUGGUCAUGGGGAAUGGUUGCCCUCGCGUGCACGAUGUAUGGUCCGUUCCGUUCCAUGAUGUGAUCACAUGAACGCGGACUAUUAUUGAUGUUUCAAAAUCAUCCGUAGCGAUCAUGUCAAUCCGUGUUUUCGCCAUGUAUCACCGAUCCAUGCGGAUGCGAAUAUUCCUUAUUAUCUGUUUUCUGGCUGCUAGCGCUUUCCGAGGAAUAACAGGUGGCCUAAUAUCUGAAGAAUACGUGCUUUCCAGGACGGGAGUCUGCACUACAUCCAUGCCCCCCAAGGUACCCUUUCUUGACGGUAUUCCAAGUCUAUGCAUCGAGCUUCUAUUUCUCCUGCUUGUCGUACGGGCCCUCGUGGAGUAUGUCCGUGAGAUGCAGAGAACACAUUCAGACUAUGGAUUUGGUGAUGGUCACAGCGAUAGUCUUGCCAUCCUUAGGGACCAUGUACUGCAUUUUUCCUAUCUCAUAUUGAGUGUUAUGCAGGUUGCUACUAUAUCUACGAAUGGUGAUAGCAACGGGAGCCGGUGGUAUAGAAGUACUGCAAUAUUCUUCGUCACCAUCCAGCAAUGUGUCCUUGUUCCCCGACUGGUCAUAAGUACUCGAGAAUAUUUCUCUCAGCUUGAUUAUGUAUCAGAUGGUAUCACAGACCUCGACGUCAUGGCAUUCGCACAUAACUCGGAUGUGAAUACGUAACCUUGAUUCAUAGUAGUCUAUGAUACCACCAUCUUGUUGGAUGUGCACGAACACAGAUGACGAACAGCAGCUAUAAAAGUGCAGAUUACGGCAUCAAAGCCAUCUGCAAUUUACAAGAA
This is a messenger RNA of Suillus bovinus, 819 nucleotides long. RefSeq lists its product as uncharacterized. NCBI's taxonomy places the organism in Eukaryota, Fungi, Basidiomycota, Agaricomycetes, Boletales, Suillaceae. The coding region runs from base 122 to 700 and encodes 192 amino acids. The transcript has 4 exons. The record is from RefSeq and is a predicted model, not a curated record.